This is a messenger RNA of Lindgomyces ingoldianus, 279 nucleotides long. RefSeq lists its product as uncharacterized. Lineage: Eukaryota; Fungi; Ascomycota; Dothideomycetes; Pleosporales; Lindgomycetaceae. The annotation marks the transcript as partial. The record is from RefSeq and is a predicted model, not a curated record. The transcript has a single exon.
CAGUAUCCCUCGAAAGCUUGGAGGUUUUUCCGAGCGGACACCGACUUGAUCGUACUUCCCUCGAAAUACGUUGACGAAUUACGAUCCCUUCCACAUACAAUUGCUAGCCCAACCCUCGCACAUGCGUAUAAUCUCUCCGGUUCCAAUACCAACAUGAACAUCAUCUUAAAGAACAAUCUCCACUUCCGUGCCCUUCAAGAACGACUGACGCCGAACUUGGGGAAGCCAGCGCAGCCAAUGCAGGAAGAACUUUGCCAUGCAUUGGAUCUGGAGCUGCCC